GCACUGCAGCAGCAGCGCGGGACCACAGCCGCUUCGGAAGCACCUCUCCCGCAGUUAUGGAGAAAAUUUCUACAGAUGCAUUUCCUCUCACUAUGCAUUCUUCAGAAAAGCAAGAAACUGUAUGCAUUUUUGGAACUGGAGAUUUUGGAAGAUCACUGGGACUUAAAAUGCUCCAGUGUGGUUAUUCUAUUGUUUUUGGAAGUCGAACCCCCCAGAUGUCCAGCCUGCUGCCCAACGGUGCAGAGGUCAUGAGCUACUCUGAUGCAGCCCAGAAAUCUGACAUUAUAAUCAUAGCAGUACACAGGGAACAUUAUGAUUUUCUCACAGAAUUAACCAAUGUUCUCAAUGGGAAAAUAUUGGUCGACAUCAGCAACAACCUCAAAAUCAAUCAGUAUCCAGAGUCAAAUGCAGAGUACCUUGCUCAGUUGGUGCCGGGAACCCAUGUGGUAAAAGCAUUUAACACCGUCUCAGCCUGGGCUCUCCAGUCAGGGGCACUGGAUGCAAGUCGGCAGGUGUUUAUCUGUGGAAAUGACAGCAAAGCCAAGCAAAGAGUGAUGGAUGUCGUUCGUAGUCUUGGACUUACUCCACUGGAUAAAGGAUCUCUCGUGGCAGCCAAUGAAAUUGAAAACUACCCACUACAGCUAUUUCCAAUGUGGAAGUUCCCCUUCUAUUUGUCCGCCAUUCUGUGUGUCUUCUUCUUUUUAUACUGUGUAAUAAGAGAAGUAAUCUACCCUUAUGUUUAUGAAAAAAGAGACAGGACAUUCCGUCUGCCUAUCUCUAUUCCAAAUCGUGUCUUUCCAAUAGCAGCACUCACACUGCUCGCCUUGGUUUACCUCCCUGGUGUUAUUGCUGCCAUUCUGCAGCUGUACCGAGGUACAAAAUACCGCCGAUUCCCAGACUGGCUUGACCACUGGAUGCUUUGCAGAAAACAGCUUGGCUUGAUAGCACUGGGAUUUGCCUUCCUUCAUGUCCUCUACACACUUGUGAUCCCUAUUCGUUAUUAUGUACGAUGGACGUGGAACAACAGAACCGCUACCCAGGCAAUAACCAAGAAAGAAAAUCCGUUUAGUACCACUACCUCCUGGCUCAGUGAUUCAUAUAUCGCUUUGGGAAUGCUCGGAUUUUUCCUGUUUGUACUCUUGGGAAUCACUUCCUUGCCAUCAGUUAGCAACAUGGUCAACUGGAGAGAGUUCCGAUUUGUCCAGUCCAAACUGGGUUAUUUGACCCUGAUCUUGUGCACAGCCCACACCUUGGUGUACGGUGGGAAGAGAUUCCUCAACGCUUCAAACCUUGUGUGGUAUCUCCCUUCAGCCUACGUGAUUGCGCUGAUCAUCCCUUGCACAGUGCUGGUGAUCAAGUUCAUCCUCAUCCUGCCAUGUAUAGACAAGACCCUUAUGCGGAUCCGCCAGGGCUGGGAAAGGAACCCGAAAUACUCAGAAUCGGCAUUGAAUGGGAAAACAGAUAUUUAA
Messenger RNA from Budorcas taxicolor (takin), 1469 nucleotides. It is a transcript of the gene STEAP4, whose product is annotated as STEAP4 metalloreductase. The record is from RefSeq and is a predicted model, not a curated record. Lineage: Eukaryota; Metazoa; Chordata; Mammalia; Artiodactyla; Bovidae. Gene Ontology annotation, cellular component: plasma membrane; endosome. The coding region runs from base 57 to 1469 and encodes 470 amino acids. Gene Ontology annotation, molecular function: cupric reductase (NADH) activity; ferric-chelate reductase (NADPH) activity. The transcript is spliced from 5 exons. Gene Ontology annotation, biological process: copper ion import.